Molecule: messenger RNA, 2130 nt
Organism: Camellia sinensis
Lineage: Eukaryota; Viridiplantae; Streptophyta; Magnoliopsida; Ericales; Theaceae
Product: monocopper oxidase-like protein SKU5
Cellular component (GO): plasma membrane
Molecular function (GO): oxidoreductase activity; copper ion binding
Source: RefSeq, a predicted model, not a curated record
CUCUUCAACACUUUCUUUAUAUUUACUCUGAAAGUUUCACCUCAUAGUCCAGCCAUUUGAAACCAUCUCUUUAGCCUCAAAUCUGAGAAAUAGGGACCCAAAAAAACAGAGAAGAAAAAUCCAUUGUAGGUCAUGCAAUGGUAGCGUUGGCCUCUGGUGAUCGCUGGAGGCUAAUCUUUUGCCAGACAAUUCUCACACUGGUUGUCACAAUAGCAAGAAGCGAAGAAAUAUUUUUGGAGUGGCAUGUUACGAUUGACCUGACACUUAAACCAAUGUCCGUGGAUCAACCGGUUAUUACAAUAAAUGGGAUGUUCCCUGGACCUUUGAUCAAUUCAACAACUAAUGAUAAUGUUCAUGUCAAUGUGUUCAACGAUAUGGAUGAGCCUCUACUGAUGACCUGGAAUGGAAUACAACAAAGAAAAAACUCAUGGCAAGAUGGUGUAUCCGGUACCAACUGCCCGAUCCAGGCCGGUAUGAAUUGGACUUACGUUUUCCAAACCAAGGACCAGAUCGGCACCUUCUUCUACUUCCCUUCCCUCAACUUCCACAAGGCCGGUGGAGGCUUCGGCCCAAUCCGAGUUAACAAUCGGGCCAUCAUAGCUGUGCCAUUCCCCAAGCCCGAAGCCGAGUUUGAUCUUCUCAUUGGUGAUUGGUAUCAACAUAAUUUCAAGGAUGUUAGGUCUAAGCUGAACACCACUGUUUGGGCCUAUCACAUGCCCCCUGAUGGGAUGCUUAUGAAUGGGAAAGGGCCAUAUCUGGACCCUUUUACCAAAGCCCAUGAAUCCUUCACUGUCACUCGAGGAAAGACAUAUAGAUUUAGGAUAGCAAACGUGGGGAUAGCAUGGAGCAUAAACUUCAGGAUACAAAAGCAUCAAAUGGUGGUGGUUGAAACAGAGGGAUCAUACACCAAUCAAAUAACAUUAGAUUCUCUGGAUGUGCAUGUUGGGCAGUCUUACUCUGUUCUCGUCACAGCAAAUCAAGAAGCUGCAGAUUAUUACAUAGUGGCAAGUCCUAAAUUGUCUAAUGCCACUGAUAAUAGCAGUCUUGUGGGAAGAGCAGUACUACACUACGAUAACUCCACAACAACUCCCAAUGGACCUCUCCCAAAAGGUCCCGAUCCAUUUGACCUUGACUUCUCACUCAAUCAAGCUAAAUCCAUAAGAUGGAACUUGACUGCAGGUGCCGCCAGGCCAAACCCUCAAGGAACAUUUAACGUAUCAAACGUGACACUAUCACAAACCUUCAUACUACAAGGAUCAAUAAUUGAUAUCAAUGGUGUUCCACGCUACACCCUCAACAAUGUGUCUUACACUACCCCAGAUACGCCACUCAAAUUGGCUGACAACUUCAUCAAUGGCUCUGACGUCUACAAUCUCGAUGAAUUUCCUGUUAAUUCUUCCAAUCCAGUUGCCGUUGAUGGAACUUUUGUUGCCACCGGAAACCACAAGGGGUGGCUGGAAAUUGUGUUCAAGAAUGAUUUGAAUGUAAUGGACUCUUGGCAUUUGGAUGGGUUCGGCUUCUAUGUUGUUGGGUUUGGCCAUGGAAAAUGGACACCUGAAUUGCGUUCUACAUACAAUCUUUACGACCCUGUCGUUCGCUCUACUGCUCAGGUGUAUCCAGGUAGGUGGACAGCAGUGUAUGCAUACCUUGACAAUCCAGGAAUGUGGAAUUUGAGAUCACAACACUUGAAAAAUUGGUACUUGGGCCAAGAGCUCUAUGUGAGAGUCUAUGAUGCCGAUCCUGACCCUGCCAAAGAGCGACCACCCCCGGAAAACCUACUUUUUUGUGGAAAGGUUGAUCCUCCUCCACCUCCUCCACCUAGUCCUCCACCACCUCCAAUGCCAAACCCAAUUCCGGCACCACCACCACGGACUAGUAGUGCACUAGCUCCAAAAAUAGCAUGGGCUCAUUUGGUCAUGGUGAUCUGCACUGUUUUGAUUCCUCAAAUUGGACUUAACAACUAUGAUUGAGAGACACUGAAGAUUACUAGUAAAUGAAGGGUGCAUGUUACAGUAUGAAUUUUUUUGUCAAUUUUUCAAUUUAGUGUAAAUGAGACAUUCACAAGAGACUUUAUGAACUAUAUGAUAAAAAUCUGUGAUUUUUCUGUGGCUUAUUUUUUUUCUCCCUAGC